AUGGGCCGGGGCAGCGGCGCGGCGGGCCAGUGCUGGCGCGGGCGGCGGCCGAGGGGAGCCCCGGCCGCGAAGUUGGGCGCGGGCUGGUGGGCGCUGCUGGCGCUGCAGCUGCACCUGCUCCGGGCGCUGGCGCAAGACGACGUCGUGCCCUACUUCAAGACGGAGCCCGGGCCCCCGCAGACGCACCUGGAGGGCAACCGGCUGGUGCUCACGUGCCUGGCCGAGGGCAGCUGGCCCCUGGAGUUCCAGUGGCUGCUCAACGGCAGCGCGCUCACCGCCUACAGCAGCGAGUACAGGUUCACCAUCCCGGCGCUGAGGCGGCACGACGCGGGCUCCUACCGCUGUGUGGUGCGGAACAGGAUGGGGGCGCUCCUGCAGAGACGGGCCCGGGUCCACGUCGCAUACAUGGGGGACUUCCUGGGUGCCCCGCAGAGCAAGACCGUCGCUCAGGGCCAGGCAGCCGUGCUGGACCUGCCACCCCUCGCCAGCUGCCCCAGGCCGCAGGUGACGUGGUUCCGAGACGGACACAAGAUCAUCCCCAGCGGCAGGAUAGCCGUCACGCUGCAGAACCAGCUGGUGAUCCUCGCGGCCACGCCCGGCGACGCUGGCGCCUACUACGCGCAGGCCGUCAACGAGAGGAGCGGAGAGAACAGGACCAGCCCGGCCAUCAACCUGAGCGUAGCGCAAGGGAGCACACCCGAGACCGUGGCCCCCGUCAUUGUGGUCCCCCCGAAAAACUCCAGUGUGGUGGCCGGGUCCAGCGAAGUCACCCUGGAAUGCAUCGCCAAUGCCAGGCCGCUGGAAGAGCUGCAAGUGCGCUGGACGCGGGACGGGGCGAGCGUCACGCGUGGGCUGCACAGCCAGGGGACCCGCCUGACCAUCAGCAGCCCCUCUGCAGCCGACGCGGGCCUGUACGAGUGCGAGGCGGUGCUGCAGGGGAGCUCGGCGCGGGCGGCGCGGGCGCAGGCCUUCCUCUCGCUCAUAGAGCCCCCGUAUUUCACCGCUGAGCCGGAGGCCCGGGUCUGGGCGAGAGUGGAGGAGACUGUGGACAUCGUGUGCCGAGCCAUGGGGGUCCCCCUCCCCACCCUGCAGUGGUACAAGGACGCGGUGGCCGUCAGCCAGCUGGGGGACCCGCGCUACGUGGAGCUGGCCGGCGGGCUCCUGCGCGUCCGGCGGCUGCGGCCCGAGGACUCUGGCAUCUUCCAGUGCUUCGCCAGCAACGAGGGCGGAGAGGCCCAGGCCUCCACCUACCUGGACGUCACCAACGUCGCACCGGCCUUCACCCAGCUGCCCCUGGACACCACAGUGACCGAUGGGACAACAGCCGUGCUGAGGUGCCAGGUGUCGGGGGCGCCCAGGCCCACCAUCACGUGGAAGAGAGGAGACCAAAUCCUGGCCAGCGGCUCCGUGCGGAUUCCCAGGUUCAUGCUGCUGGAGUCGGGAGGGCUACAGAUAACGCCCGUGUUUGUGCAGGAUGCCGGCAACUACACCUGCCACGCGGCCAACGCGGAGGGCUCCCUCAGGGCGGUGGCGGCACUCACUGUGUGGAAUCGCACAUCCAUCGUGGACCCUCCCGAAGACCUGGUGGUGAUCAAGGGGACCACGGCCGCACUGCGCUGCGGAGCCACACAUGACCCCCGGAUCUCUCUGCGGCACGUCUGGAGGAAGGACGGCGCCGCCCUCAGCCUGGCCGGCAGCUCCAGGGUCACGCUGGAGAAGGAUGGGUCCCUGGUCAUCAGCCAGACGUGGUCGGGGGACAUCGGGGACUACACCUGCGAGAUUCUCUCGGAGGGGGGCAACGACUCCAGGACGGCGAGGCUGGAAGUGAUAGAGCUGCCUCACUCGCCACAGAACCUCCUGGCCAGGCUGGACGCGUCCCUCAGCCACACCGUGGUGCUCUCCUGGGUCCGCCCGUUCGACGGCAACAGCCCCGUCCUGCGUUACAUCGUGGAGCUGUCCGAGAACAACUCUCCCUGGAAGGUGCACCUGUCCGACGUGGGGCCUGAGAUGACAGGCGUCACUGUGCACGGCCUGACCCCAGCUCGUACCUACCAGUUCCGGAUGUGCGCCGUGAACCGUGUCGGCAGAGGCCAGUACAGUGCCGAGACCAGCAGGCUGAUGCUGCCCGAGGAACCCCCCAGCGCCCCCCCGAAGAACAUCGUGGCCAGCGGGAGGACCAACCAGUCCAUCAUGGUGCAGUGGCAGCCGCCCCCCGACACGGCACACAACGGGCUGCUGCGGGGCUACGUCCUCAGGUACCGCCUGGCCGGCCUGCCCGGGGAGCACCAGCAGCGCAACAUCAGCAGCGCCGACGUUGGCUACUGCCUGCUGGCCGAGCUCAUCGUCUGGACGCAGUACGAGAUCCAGGUGGCGGCCUACAACGGGGCCGGCCUGGGCGUCUUCAGCAGGCCCGUCACCGAGUACACGCUGCAGGGAGUGCCCACGGCACCCCCGCAGAACGUGCAGGCCGAGGCCGUGAACUCCACCGCCAUCCGCUUCCUGUGGACGCCUCCGCCCCAGCAGUUCAUCAACGGCAUCAACCAGGGCUACAAGCUCCUGGCCUGGCCUGAGGACGUCCCGGAGGCGGUGACUGUGGUGGCCAUUGCACCCGACUUCCACGGCCUGCACCACGGCUACAUCACACACCUGAGGAAGUUCACGGCCUACCUCACCUCAGCCCUGUGCUUCACCACCCCUGGGGACGGGCCCCCCAGCCCCCCGCAGCUGGUGCGGACCCACGAGGACACGCCCGGAGCCGUGGGGCACCUGAGCUUCACCGAGAUCCUGGACACGUCCCUGAAGGUCAGCUGGCAGGAGCCGCAGGAGAAGAACGGGCUCCUCACAGGUUACCGGGUCUGCUGGGAGGUCUACGGCCAGAACCAGUCCCGCCUCUCCCGCACGCUCAGCAACACCACGCGCGAGUUCAAGGUCCAGGGCCUGGCAUCCCUCACCACCUACGUCAUCGAGGUGGCUGCCCUGACGGCCGCCGGGGCCGGCCUGCCCGUCUCGUCCACCAUCUCCUCCGGAGUGCCCCCAGAACUGCCGGGGGCCCCGUCUGACCUGGUCAUCUCCAACAUCAGCCCCCGCUCGGUCACGCUGCAGUUCCGGCCGGGCUACGACGGGAAGACGGCCAUCUCCCGCUGGGUGGUGGAGGGCCAGGUGGGCACCGUGGGCGAGGAGGAGGAGUGGGUCAGCCUCUACGAGGAAGAGAACGAGCCAGACGCGCAGACGCUGGAGGUCCCCGACCUCACGCCUUACACCCACUACAGGUUCCGCCUGCAGCAGGUGAACGUGGUAGGGCCCAGCCCCUUCAGCCCGGCGUCCCGGGUCAUCCAGACGCUGCAGGCGCCCCCCGACGUGGCGCCCACCAGGGUCUCCGUGCGGACGGCCAGCGAGACCAGCCUGCGGCUGCGCUGGGUGCCGCUGCCCGACUCGCAAUACCACGGCCACCCCGAGUCCGUGGGCUACAGGAUCCGGUGCUGGCGUGUGGGGCUGCCUGCCGCGGCGCUUGCGCACGUGCUGGGGGGCCGCCUGCAGCGCGAGUUCGCCGUGGAGGGGCUGGAGGAGUGGACGGAGUACGAGCUGCAGGUGCAGGCCUUCAACGCCGUGGGCGCCGGGCCCUGGAGCGACUCCGUGCGCGGCCGCACGCGCGAGUCAGUGCCCUCAGCUGCCCCGGAGAAUGUGUCCGCCGAGGCCGUGAGCUCCACCCAGAUUCUGCUGACCUGGGCCUCGGUGCCCGAGCAGGACCAGAACGGGCUCAUCCUGGGCUACAAGGUCCUGUUCCGGGCCAAGGACCCGGGUGCGGAGCGCCAGAGCCUGGUGCUGCGCGGGAACCACACGCGCUCGGCGCUGCUGGCCGGGCUGCGCAAGUUCGUGCUGUACGAGCUGCAGGCGCUGGCCUUCACCCGCAUCGGGGACGGCGUGCCCAGCUCGCCCCCGCUCCUGGAGCGCACCCAGGACGACGCCCCAGGGCCCCCCGUGCGGCUGGUGUUCCCCGAGGUCCGGCUCACCUCCGUACGGAUCGUCUGGCAGCCUCCUGAGGAGCCCAACGGGGUGAUCCUGGGGUACCAGAUUGCCUACCGCCUGGCCAGCGGCAGCCCCCACACCUUCACCACGGCCGAGGUGGGCGCCACGGUGCGGCAGUUCACGGCCCGGGAGCUGGCGCCCGAGUCGGCCUACGUGUUCAGGCUGUCGGCCAAGACGCGCCAGGGCUGGGGCCAGCCUCGGGAGGCCACGGUCAUCACCACCGAGAAGAGAGAGCGGCCGGCGCCGCCCCGGGAGCUCCUGGUCCCGCAGGCCGAGGUGACGGCGCGCAGCCUGCGCUUGCAAUGGCUGCCGGGCGGCCACGGCUCCUCGCCCAUCCGCUACUUCAGCCUGCAGCUGCGCGAGCUGCCGGCCGGGGCCUGGGCCACCUACUCGGCGUCCAUCAGCCACGAGGCCACGGCCUGCAUGGUGGAAAGGCUGCGACCCUUCACCUCAUACAAGCUGCGCCUGAAAGCCACCAACGACAUCGGGGACAGUGACUACAGUGCAGAGACAGAAGCAGUGACGACACUGCAGGACGUGCCCGGAGAGCCCCCCGGGUUCGUGUCAGUGACACCGCAUACUACAUCCUCGGUGCUGGUCCAGUGGCAGCCCCCGCGGGACGAGAGCCUGAACGGGCUCCUACAGGGUUACCGCAUAUACUACCGCGAGCUGGAGCCCGAGGCGGCCGCGCCUGAGCACGGGACACUGCACACGCCGUCGGCACUGCGGGCCGAGCUCUCGGCCCAGAGCAGCUUCCGGACUGUGAACAGCAGCUCAGCACUGACCACCUACGAGCUGACGCAUCUGAAGAAAUACCGGCGCUAUGAGGUGCUCCUGACGGCCUACAACAUCGUGGGCGAGAGCCCAGCCAGCGCGCCCGUCGAGGUCUUCGUGGGCGAGGCGGCCCCUGCCAUGGCCCCCCAGAACGUGGAGGUGCAGCCGUUGACGGCCAGCCAGUUGGAGGUGACCUGGGGCCCCCCGCCCCCCGAGAGCCAGAACGGGAUCAUCCAGGGCUACAAGGUUUACCACUGCGAGGCAGGUGGCGGUAAUGCCACGGAGAGGAUGAAGGUGCUGUUCGUGCCCGAGGCGGCGCUGCGGCUCAAGGACCUGAGCCCGCACACGGAGUACCUGGUCAGCAUCGCCGCCUUCAACGCCGCGGGCGACGGGCCACGCAGCCAGCCCCGGGCGGGCCGCACCCACCAGGCAGCUCCAGGGACCCCCAGCUUCCUGGCCUUCUCAGAGAUCACCUCCAGCACCCUGAACGUGUCAUGGGGGGAGCCGGCCGCAGCCAACGGUGUCCUGAGGGGCUACCGGGUGGUGUACGAGCCUCUGGAGCCCGUGCAAGGGGUGAGCAAGGUGGUGACAGUGGACGUGCGCGGGAACUGGCAGCGCUGGCUCAAGGUGCGGGACCUGACCCAGGGCGUCACAUACCUCUUCCGGGUGCAGGCGCGCACCGUGGCCUACGGCCCCCAGCUUCAGGCCAACGUCACGGCUGGCCCCGCCGAGGGCUCCCCAGGCCCCCCAAGACAUGUCUUGGCCACCAAAUCUUCGUCGAAGCUGACACUGCACUGGUCCGAGGGCCGCAUGGGCCAGACCCCCACCACGGGCUACGCCAUAGAGGUCCGGCCAUCAGACGAAGGCCUGUGGGACACCUUCGUGAAGGACCUCCCCAGCACGGCCACCUCCUACACCGUGGGCCUGGACCGCCUCCGGCCCGGCGUCACCUACGAGUUCCGGGUGAUGGGCGCCAACCUGGCGGGCUUCGGCGAGCCCAGCCUGUCCACCGCCGUGACGGCCCAGGCAGGCAGCGCCUUCUACGAGGAGUGGUGGUUCGCGCUGGUGCUGGCGCUGGCCGGCCUCCUGCUGCUGCUGCUCAUCGUCUUCGCCCUGGUCCUGCGCGGCCACCACAAGGACAGAGGCUGCGGCUCAGGGAAGAGUAUCUGCCACAUGGAGGAGCCGCCCACGCUGGACAACGGGGGCUUCGCCGCCCUGGAGCUCCGCAGCCGCCACCUCACGGGCAAGGGCACCUUCUCAAGGAAGAGUGGGACCAGGUCCCCCCCGCGCCCGAGCCCCGGCGGCCUGCACUACUCGGACGAGGACCUGUGUCGCAAGUACAACGGCGCCGCCAUGGCCGACGGCGCCAGCCUCAGGGACAAGCCGCUGGACGCGUCUGAGUCCGAGGUCACUGACUCGGACUACGAGGACGCGCCCCCGCAGCGCUCCUUUGUCAACCACUACAUGAGCGACCCCAGCUACUACAACUCGUGGAAGCGCCAGGCCCCGCACAGGUACGAGGCGGUGGCCGGCGAGGCGGGGCCGCCCCUGCACACCGUGGUGACCACGCAGAGCGCCGUGUUCACGCCCACCGGGCCCGGCUCCCGGACGCCGCUCACCGGCUUCUCCUCCUUCGUGUGACGGGCGGGCCGCCCGGACGGUCACUGCACGGAGCCGGGGUGGGCGGCGUGCCCCCUCCUUCCCGAGAGGGCGACGGGGCCUGGCUGGGGCCAGCCCGGCCCUCCUCUACCUCCUCUGCCCGGACCCCCAGCAGCCCUUUCUGGAGGGUCUCUCAAGCCAGGACUUGCCGCCAGGGUCCUGACAGCCCCCAGGGGCGCGGGAGUCACUGGCGGGAGCUGAGGAGGCAGCGGCCGGCGGGGGGCACUGCCCCGCCCGCUCUCGGCGUUUUCCUUUCUUCCUUUAACCGCCUCCCACGCGGGCGCCCCAAGCGCUGUGCCCGCCGUGUGCGGGUUAACCAGAGGAUUUUUUAAGCCUUUUUAUCUUUUUUUAAAGCUGUCACAUGAAACAAGUGAGUCGCUGUCUCCAGGUGCCUUUUUAUUCGUUGUUGAGCUUUGGAUGUAGGACAGGGCGGCCCCCACCCGGCCCUGCGAGUUCAGCCAGGCGGACGAGCAAGACCCGCUUGGAAAAGCUGAACCCCAACCGUCGCUCAAUCUGCGGGCGCCCAGGCUGCCCACAGGGUCUGCACGUGCCCCCACUCGGGGAGCAAGGCGGGGACUCUGCUCGAGACCAGGGUGAGGACCCGCCCGCCGCCGCCGGCAGCCGGGGAACAACCAAGACCAAAUAUCCUAGUUGCUCUGUCCAAAGCUGCGUCUGCAGGAGGCCAGCACCCCGGCCAGGGCCCCCGGGAGCAGAGCCAGCCCUGCCCAGCCCGUGCCCUUGAGAUGCCCAGCGGACAGCAUGGACAGCCGGCCGCAGAGGGGAGCAGCCCUGUAGCCAUGGCGGGGGUGGGGUCCAGCCCCUCCCCGGGGGCGGCAGCCUGGAACUCUGCGGUGCAGCUCAGCCCCACCUCCUGACUGCACCAAGGGGCCAGAUGGUGUUUCUAGAAGUUUCUGGCCUCCUUCCGGAGAGCUGCCCCCACACGGGGAUGGGUUAGCCGUGAGCUGCCCCAGGAGCAGAGGUGCAGGCAGGGGUGGGGUGGACCCCAGGAUCGCCGGAGCAGCUCCUUCCCCCUGGAUGCGGGGGUGGGGAGUCCCGGGAUCCAUGACGGCAUGCUGUUCGCGUCGCUCCUGCCGGGGUGCAGGGACCCCCACCAGGCUUCCCACACCUGGUCUGGACCGGACGCCAGUGGGCGAGAGGUCACGGCUUAAUAAAGCGUCAUUGGACUCCU
Messenger RNA from Sorex araneus (European shrew), 7648 nucleotides. RefSeq names its product sidekick cell adhesion molecule 1 (gene SDK1). Gene Ontology annotation, cellular component: plasma membrane; axon. NCBI's taxonomy places the organism in Eukaryota, Metazoa, Chordata, Mammalia, Eulipotyphla, Soricidae. Gene Ontology annotation, biological process: cell-cell adhesion; axon guidance. The transcript has 45 exons. Gene Ontology annotation, molecular function: protein binding. The coding region runs from base 1 to 6441 and encodes 2146 amino acids. The record is from RefSeq and is a predicted model, not a curated record.